CCGUCAUGGAGCACGACUGCCUGCAAGUUUUUGAUAAGCUAGGUUGAAAUCAUAGUUCUCACCCUAGACUGUCUCAAAGCCCUCAUUGCUGCUUGCCAAUCCCAUCUUCUAGGGGACCGAAAGCUCUGCUUCCUUUCUUCCUGCAACAUCAAAGCUUCCGAUUUCUCGAACCCCUGCACAACAAAGCAUCGCACCCCUCGAGGUUUCAGAACCUGCCCUUAGCUCCCGCUGGCUGGCUACCCUCUGCAAUCGCCGCCCUUUUUUUCUUUCUCUUUCCCUCUGCUCUGCCCCUCCUGUCGACGUCACGCAAUCAACCUCUCCACCAGUCCACGUGUAGCAAAGGCACCAGCAUCACCUUACGUUUCUAUCACGAGAGCGACCGAAACCAAAAAUGGCAGACAGCGCCGCCGCCAACGGCAGUUCCAACGUGGAGGCCCUUAAAGCCAGUCCGGUAGCUCAGAACGUCAUGGACCAGUCUUCCAAGGCUUCGGCCGAAUUUUCGAACCUCGCUGCUUCCCGCCAUACUCCAUCGUAUACGGCUGCCACUGGCCAGCCCUUGACCCACUAUCACUCGUUCUUCUCGGAGCUCCUGUCGUGGCGCAAUCCUCGCGCUUCGGCCAUCGCCUAUGCCUCCAUCAUCACGCUCAUCUUCUCGGUUAGGUACCUUGAUAUUAUUCGCUGGGCUUUCAAGAUCACCUGGAUGGUUCUUGGCAUCACGAUCGCCGCCGAGGUCACAGGAAAGGUCCUUCUGAACAACGGCUUCGCGACCCAGCUGCGCCCCCGCAAGUACUACACCAUCCCGCGGGAGACCCUCGAUUUGGUGAUUGGGGACGUCCACGAACUCAUCAACUUCUUCGUUAUCGAAUCGCAACGUGUGUUGUUCGCCGAGAACGUAUAUGCAUCGGCUGCUGCCGCUCUCGCCGCUUUCAUUUCUUACUACCUCGUCAAGAUUGUGCCCUACUGGGGCCUGGCAGUUAUCGCCACCACGGUCAUCUUCUUCACCCCACUCAUCUACACCACUAACCAGGAGCUCAUCGACAACCAGCUCAAGCACGCGAGCGACAUUGUCAAUGCCCAGACCGCACAGCUCCGCACGGUUGCUCAGAAGCACACUGCGCAGGCCACGCAGGCUACCAAGCAAUACGUGGGUGACUACACCGCCAAAGCCCAGGCGCUGAUCAAGGGCGCCCGUCACCACGUGGAGCAGCCGCAGAAGGCAACGCCCAUUAAGGAGACUGAUUUCCCCGCGCCUCCCAAGGAGGAUAUUAAGCUCCCUGCUGAGACUGAGUCCGUGAGCGAGCCCGCUCACGGGCCCGAGCCUGUCGCCAAGACCGACGACGAACCUCUCAUCGCCGCUUAAGGUUCGAUGUUGGCUG
Molecule: messenger RNA, 1376 nt
Organism: Thermothelomyces thermophilus ATCC 42464
Lineage: Eukaryota; Fungi; Ascomycota; Sordariomycetes; Sordariales; Chaetomiaceae
Exons: 4
Coding region: 392-1360 (322 amino acids)
Source: RefSeq, a predicted model, not a curated record